AUGGCCGAAAGCGUGCUCAACGACAUCUCGCAUCGGAGAUUCAAUCCUCUCCGCGGCUCAUACAUUCUGGUGUCUCCUCACCGGACCAAGAGACCAUGGCAAGGACAACAAGAAUCACCAUCAAAAACGACUCUCCCAGAAUACGACCUGGCAUGUUACCUCUGUCCUGGAAACACUCGCGCCCAGGGUGACGCCAAUCCGCAGUACAAAAACACCUUUGUCUUUGUCAAUGACUACAGCGCCGUGAAGGAAGAGCAGGCAGAUUACCAGCCAGAGGAGAAAGGCGCAGAAUCAUUCUUCCUUCGCGCCGAGCCUGUCGUCGGCAAAUGCUACGUCCUCACCUUCUCCUCCGCCCACAACAAAACCCUUGCAGAUUUAUCUGCUGCAGAGAUCGUCCCCGUAAUCGACGCCUGGACAGAAAUCUAUACCUCUCACUUAUCACCCAAAAACCCCCUCGCCGCCGUUGCGCCGGCAACCCACUUACCCCCCGAGGCGCCAACCGCGUCUCUCACCAAACCUAAGUCGCAAUAUCGAUAUAUGCAAAUCUUCGAAAACAAGGGUGCCGCCAUGGGAUGCUCAAACCCACAUCCGCACGGUCAGGUGUGGACAACCAGCAGUCUACCUGAAGAACCAGCCAUUGAACUGGAACAACUCCAAAAAUACCGCUCAGAACACCGUGGUAGCCAUAUGCUGGGAGACUACGUCGCUCUUGAAUGCCAAAAGCAAGAGCGCAUCGUCUUCGAGAAUGAUGGGUUUGUGGUUCUUUGUCCCUGGUGGGCGACGUGGCCAUUUGAGACUAUGAUUAUUUCCAAGACCCAUAAACGCGCGCUUGUAGAUUUGAAUACCGACGAAAAAAUGCAGCUGGCGGAGGCGAUUGCGGAGAUUACGCGACGAUAUGAUAAUCUAUUUGAGACGCAUUUUCCGUAUAGUAUGGGGAUUCAUCAGGCGCCGUUGGAGGGGACGGAGGAGGAGGUUGAGGCGUCGUGGUUGCAUUUGCAUUUUUAUCCGCCGUUGUUGAGGAGUGCGACUGUGCGAAAGUUCUUGGUUGGAUACGAGAUGAUGGCUGAGCCUCAACGAGACAUCACCCCCGAACAGGCGACGACAAAACUGCGCGCUUGUGGUGGAGAGUUGUAUAGGAAGAAGCUGUAG
Molecule: messenger RNA, 1149 nt
Organism: Talaromyces marneffei
Lineage: Eukaryota; Fungi; Ascomycota; Eurotiomycetes; Eurotiales; Trichocomaceae
Exons: 4
Coding region: 1-1149 (382 amino acids)
Biological process (GO): beta-D-galactose catabolic process via UDP-galactose, Leloir pathway
Cellular component (GO): cytoplasm
Molecular function (GO): UDP-glucose:hexose-1-phosphate uridylyltransferase activity; zinc ion binding
Source: RefSeq, a predicted model, not a curated record